This is a messenger RNA of Ictalurus furcatus (blue catfish), 9217 nucleotides long. It is a transcript of the gene itsn1, whose product is annotated as intersectin 1 (SH3 domain protein). NCBI's taxonomy places the organism in Eukaryota, Metazoa, Chordata, Actinopteri, Siluriformes, Ictaluridae. Gene Ontology annotation, molecular function: protein binding; calcium ion binding; guanyl-nucleotide exchange factor activity. The record is from RefSeq and is a predicted model, not a curated record. The transcript is spliced from 40 exons. The coding region runs from base 185 to 5407 and encodes 1740 amino acids. Gene Ontology annotation, biological process: intracellular signal transduction; positive regulation of Rho protein signal transduction.
CGGCGGCUGCAGGGAGGGCAGAGAGCGGGGUGUAAAGGGGGGAAAAACCGAAAUAAUUCAUCAAUUAAAAAGGAUUUAAUUUGAUUCGGCGCCUUUUUUUGGUUCGUUCCCACAACCAACAACUUCUAUAAGAUGGAAAAUGAACGAUGAGGAGCGUUACAGGGUGCAGCUAACUGACUGAAUCAUGGCUCAGUUUCCCACGCCCUUUGGAGGGGGGCUGGACACGUGGGUUAUCUCUGCGGAUGAGAGAGCCAAACAUGAUCAACAGUUCCAUAGCCUGACCCCCACACCUGCUGGCUUCAUCACAGGUGACCAGGCCAAGAAUUUUUUCCUGCAGUCAGGCUUACCUGCCCCUGUUCUGGCCCAGAUAUGGGGUCUGGCCGACAUGAACAACGAUGGCAAGAUGGAUAUGCACGAGUUCUCCAUCGCCAUGAAGCUAAUCAAGCUGAAGCUGCAGGGUCACCCGCUGCCCCCGAGCUUGCCCCCUUCCAUGAAGCAGCCGCCUCUCUCUUUACCUCCUCCAGCUCCUUUCGGAAUGCCCAGUAUGGGCCCCAUGACGGGUUUACCAGCAGUGCCACCCAUGCCCCUCCCACCUCUUCCUCCUGGGGUACCCGGGAUGGGCAUGUCACCUCCAUUGGUGUCGUCGGUGACUCCUCCUGUACCUCCUAUGGCCAAUGGAGCCCCUUCGAUGAUGCAGCCCAUAUCAGGCUUUUCACACCCAGCCACAGCUGUCAACAAAACCUCUUCUUUCAACCGCUCCAGUGCCAAACUUCCCAAAGGCCAGUCUUUUGAGAUACCCAGUGCUCCUGCGGCCCCUGUACCCACCGAUUGGGCCGUGCCCCAGUCGUCACGGCUAAAGUAUCGCCAACUCUUCAACAGCCAUGACAAGAUGAUGAGCGGCCAUCUUACAGGACCACAGGCUAGGACUAUUCUCAUGCAGUCCAGUUUACCACAGACCCAGCUGGCUACCAUUUGGAACCUAUCAGACAUCGAUCAGGACGGAAAGCUCACAGCUGAGGAGUUUAUUUUGGCCAUGCACUUGAUUGACAUGGCCAUGUCUGGCCUGCCCCUCCCACCUCUGCUCCCACCGGACCUUCUUCCCCCGACUUUCAGGAGGGUGCGUUCAGGAAGCGGUGUCAGUAUAACCAGCAUACACGCUACAGAUCAGCGAGUCCAGGAGGAGUCUGCAGAAGAAGAAGAGAAAGAGGCAGAAAAAAAGCUUCCAGUCACCUUUGAGGACAAGAAGCGGGAGAACUUUGAGCGGGGAAACCUGGAGUUGGAGAAGCGGCGACAGGCCCUACUGGAGCAGCAGCGUAAGGAGCAGGAGCGCCUGGCUGCUCUCGAGCGUGAGGAGCAGGAGCGGAAGGAGCGAGAACGCCAGGAGCAGGAGCGCCGUCGACAACAGGAGCUCGAGAAGCAGCUGGAAAAGCAGCGAGAGCUGGAGAGACAGCGUGAAGAGGAGCGGCGCAAGGAGAUCGAGAGGAGAGAGGCCGCCAAGCGGGAACUGGAGCGGCAGCGUCAGCUGGAGUGGGAGAGGAACCGCAGACAAGAGCUACUGACCCAGAGGAACCGGGAACAGGAGAACAUUGUCCUGCUCAAAGCGCGCAAGAAAACCCUGGAGUUUGAACUGGAGGCUUUGAAUGAUAAGAAGUCUCAGCUGGAAGGGAAGUUGCAGGAUAUUCGUUUCCGUCUGUCCACUCAGAGGCAGGAGAUUGAGUGCACUAAUAAGACGCGAGAGCUCCGUAUCGCUGAGAUCACCACGCUGCAGCAGCAGCUACAGGAGUCUCAGCAGUGGCUGGGAAGGCUGAUUCCUGAUAAGCAGUGUCUGAAUGAUCAACUGAAGCAGGUGCAGCAGAACAGCCUACAUAGGGACUCUCUGUCCAACCUGCAGAAGGCCGUGGAGAUGAAGGAGUCGACGAGGCAGCAACUCCGCGAGCAGCUGGAAGCCGUGGAGAAAGAGACGCGCUCCAAACUGCUAGAGAUAGACUCAUUUAAUGCACAGCUGAAGACAGGUGCAGAGAAGUGUGGGCUAACCGAGUCGAAGGAGCUCAGGGAAAUCCACAACAAGCAGCAGCGGCUAAAGCAAAAAGAGUUGCAGCCUGCACUGGAUGCCAAACCUGCAGAGCUGCAGGAGAGCAGACUUUUGGCUUCUAAUGACAGAGUGUCUCCUGCCUGGCGGGACUCUACGUUAGCAAAGGACCCCACACCGCCUGCCUCUGAGCCCUGGGUCAGCCACCUGGGAGAGGAAGAGAGCCAGAGCUCCAGAGGAGAUGUGCAGGACAAAUUGUCCAAGCUGUUUCUGCAGCAACCAGAGCCAAACAAACAGCUGGGGCAGUCACCCUGGCCUACAGGAGAUAAGGUGUCCAUGUCUGGUUUUAACCAGGAGAAGGUAAGAGUGGUGUACUACAGAGCACUUUACCCUUUCGAGGCCCGCAGUCAUGAUGAGAUCAGCAUCCAGCCUGGAGACAUAGUCAUGGUGGACGAAUCUCAGACGGGCGAACCUGGAUGGUUAGGAGGAGAGAUCAAAGGAAAGACCGGCUGGUUUCCUGCUAACUAUGCAGAGAAGAUUCCAGAAUCUGAAGUCCCUCUCAAUCUGAGAGCCAGCGCCUUCACCUCCAAGCUGAGUACACACACCACCCCCAGCUCGACCCCACCCACAGCCAUGCAACCGGUCACCACAGAGACAGUUGUGGUGGCUCCGCCCCCUACAGCUCCAGCCGCUCCAGCCGCUGCCUCCUCCUCAUCAUCUGCUUCUAGUAACUGGGCAGAUUUUAGCACUACAUGGCCGACGAACUCAGCGAUGGAGAAGCAGGACGCUGAUGGUUGGGAGGCGUGGCCAACCCAACCGACGCAGCCCUCUCUGUCUGUGCCAACUGGAGGGCAAGGCCGACAACGCUCAGCCUUCACUCCUGCCACCCUCUCUGGCUCCUCCCCCUCACCUGUGCUCGGACAGGGGGAGAAGGUGGAGGGGAUGCAGGCUCAGGCUCUGUACCCGUGGCGGGCAAAGAAGGAUAACCACCUGAACUUCAACAAGAGUGACGUGAUCACCGUACUGGAGCAGCAGGAUAUGUGGUGGUUCGGCGAAGUGCAGGGCCAGAGAGGCUGGUUCCCCAAAUCUUACGUCAAGCUCAUUUCCGGACCCGUGCGCAAGUCCAUGAGUAUUGAGUCAGGAUCCUCUGAUAGUCCACCCACCAUGAAGAGGCCCAGCCCUACUCCUAACAAACCCACGGAGCUUGGUGAAGUUUCCACAGAGUACAUAGCGAUGUACACGUAUGAAAGCAGCGAGCAAGGUGACCUGACCUUCCAGCAGGGUGAUGUCAUCACCGUGCUUAAGAAAGAGGGAGAUUGGUGGACGGGAACAGUAGGAGGCAAGACGGGCGUGUUCCCCUCCAAUUACGUCAAGCCCAAGGACUCUGAGGGUCUGGGGCCUGCUGGGAAAUCUGGAAGUUUGGGAAAGAAACCAGAGAUCGCUCAGGUGAUUGCCCCGUACACUGCCACUGGGUUAGAGCAGCUGACUCUAGCACCUGGCCAGCUCAUCCUCAUCCGCAAGAAGAACCCCGGGGGCUGGUGGGAGGGAGAACUACAGGCCAGAGGAAAGAAGCGUCAGAUUGGCUGGUUCCCAGCUAAUUAUGUGAAACUCUUAAGCCCAAGCACCAGUAAGACCACGCCCACUGAGCCAACUCCGCCCAAACUGCCUACACCAAAUGCAGUGUGCCAGGUGAUCGGCAUGUACGACUACACGGCUCAGAACGAUGACGAGUUGCCCUUUGGGAAGGGGCAGAUCAUCAACGUGCUGAGCAGGGAGGAUCCUGAUUGGUGGAAAGGCGAGCUGAAUGGUUCCAUCGGCCUUUUCCCUUCCAACUACGUCAAACUGACCACCGACACAGACCCCAGCCAGCAAUGGUGUGCUGACCUCCACCUGCUGGAUAUGUUGACCCCGAUGGAGAGGAAAAGGCAAGGCUACAUCCACGAGCUCAUCGUCACCGAGGAGAACUACGUCAACGACCUGCAGUUAGUCACUGAGACCUUCCAGAAGCCUCUGCUGGAGUCGGAGUUGCUGACUGAGAAGGAGGUGGCCAUGAUCUUUGUCAACUGGAAGGAGCUCAUCAUGUGCAACAUCAAAUUGCUGAAGGCGUUGCGGGUAAGAAAGAAGAUGUCGGGUGAGCGCAUGCCUGUGAAGAUGAUUGGUGAUAUACUGACAGCACAACUGCCCCACAUGCAGCCCUACAUCCGCUUCUGCAGCUGUCAGCUCAACGGCGCUACCCUCAUCCAGCAGAAGACAGACGAGGUGCCCGACUUCAAGGACUUUGUCAAGAGGUUGGCCAUGGAUCCUCGCUGUAAAGGAAUGCCUUUGUCUAGUUUCCUGCUCAAACCCAUGCAGAGAGUCACCCGCUACCCUCUUAUCAUCAAAAAUAUUCUGGAAAACACUCCGGAAAGCCACCCGGACCACAGCCACUUGCGUCAGGCUCUGGAGAAGGCCGAGGAGCUGUGCUCGCAGGUGAACGAGGGCGUGCGUGAGAAGGAGAACUCGGACCGCCUGGAGUGGAUACAAGCGCACGUGCAGUGUGAGGGGCUGUCUGAGCAACUGGUAUUCAACUCGGUGACAAACUGCCUCGGCCCUCGUAAGUUCCUGCACAGCGGGAAGCUCUACAAGGCCAAGAGCAACAAGGAGCUCUAUGGUUUCCUCUUCAACGACUUCCUGCUCCUGACGCAAGUCACCAGGCCACUGGGCUCCUCGGCUUCCGACAAAGUGUUCAGCGCCAAGUCCCACCUGCAGUACCGCAUGUACAAAACGCCCAUAUUCCUGAACGAGGUUCUGGUGAAGCUCCCUACUGACCCAUCUGGAGACGAGCCCAUCUUUCAUAUAUCUCACAUAGACAGAGUGUACACCAUACGGGCAGAAAGCAUUAAUGAGAGGACCGCAUGGGUGCAGAAGAUCAAGGCUGCUUCUGAGCUUUUUAUUGAGACAGAGAAGAAGAAAAGGGAGAAAGCAUAUCUAGUGCGGUCUCAGAGAGCUACAGGCAUUGGUAGACUGAUGGUCAACAUUGUAGAAGGAAUUGAGUUGAAACCCUGCCGCUCUCAUGGUAAGAGUAAUCCAUACUGUGAGGUGACCAUGGGCUCACAGUGUCACAUCACUAAGACCGUGCAGGACACACUGAACCCCAAGUGGAACUCUAACUGCCAGUUUUUCAUUAAAGACCUGGAACAGGAUGUGCUGUGUGUAACCGUGUUCGAGAGGGACCAAUUCUCACCUGAUGAUUUCCUAGGCAGGACAGAGAUUCGGCUGGCGGACAUUAAAAAGGAUCAGGGUUCGAAAGGUCCGAUCACUAAGAGGCUUCUCUUACACGAGGUCCCCACAGGAGAAAUAGUGGUCAGACUCGACCUGCAGCUAUUUGAUGAACCCUGACCCUCAUGAACUUUGACCUCCUCCACCCUAGAUUUCACACUUCCUCCUGUGCUGUGUUACCAGCCUAAUGUGACAAUCCCACACCACUCUACACCCUGUCCCUGUGUGUGUGUGUGUGUGUGUGUGUGUGUUAGAGAGAGAGGAAGUACGAGAGGAUGGAUGUCAAUAUCAGAGUAAGCUGUAACAGUCUUAAACAAUCAUUCAUUUUCAUUUUUUAAAAAUUUCACUUGAAAGAAUAUUGUGGUUUAUAGACGUGUGUUAAAGGGAUACUCCUUAAACUCCUACGUUUCUCAGCGUAAUGUUUCGCCACAGCAUAUGUAGUGUUUACUUUAAGGUUUGGAGCAUUUCUCUGUAGUGAGAAAAGAACAAAAAAACUGUUUACUCAAAACUCACUUACAAUGGAAGUAUAGGGGCAGUUGUUAAAGGUGUAAAAUGCAUGGCUGUACAGUGAAACGAAAGCCAUUAAUGGUUUUAUCAUGGAUUAGAAAAGAGAGAAAAUGAUUACAAAAGCUGUUCACAUUGUUUUGUAGUUCGCAAAUUCGGUGUUCAAAAUGAACAGAUAAUAUUCACGUUCCAGCAUGACAACGCCCCUGUGCACUAAGCGACAUCUAUAGAGACAUGGUUUGCUGAUGUUGGAGUGGAAGAGCUCGAGUGUCCUGCACCCUCAACCCCACUGAACACGUUUGGGAUGAACAGGAAUACCGACUGCACCCCAGACCUCCUCACCCGACAUCAGUACCUGACCUCACUACUGCUCUAGUAGCUGAAUGAACACAAAUCCCCACCGUCACACUCCAAAGUCUAGUGGAAAGCCUUCCCAGAAGAGUGGACGUUAUUAUAACAGCAAAGGGUGGACGUUCAACAAACACAUAUGAGUGUUAUGGUCAGGUGUCCACAAACUUUUGGCCAUAUAGUGUACCUUCAAAAACCGUUAAAAAACAGUCCCCCUCUCAUCCCCCUAGUGGAGACUAAUUAUGAAAUGGAGUGAUGUAGCUGAGGUUGAGGAACUCCUCCCCCGCCCCUUUUGUUUCCAGGGUCAUAGUUUCAAAAAAAAAAAAAAAGACUGUAAUUGAGAUUUGGAACACUAAAGAUAUACAGAUCGUGUGUCAUUGUGAUACACCUGUAGUGUCUAUGGUCCUUACAUACAACUGCAAACUAUUAUACAGAUGUAGAGCAUUAUUUAUUCAUAAACAAAUGUUUUUCACAUAAACCUUUAUUGACCCAAUAGCUGCCCAUAAACUUCCAUUAUAAGUGAGAUUUGUUUAAAAAUAUAUAUAUUUUUUGUCAAAAAUGUGUAAAGAUUCUGAUCUGAGGUAAUCCUACAUAGACUACAGAUUUGCUGGAUAGAUAUUAUGUUGUAAAAUGCUGGAUUACUCCUUUAACAAUCAUGGAAGCCCAGAGUGAAUUAAACGAUGAUGUAAAAUCAUUAAUAAAUUCGACUAAAUGAUUGGUAUGCUAAAUCAUCUAAAACUAGUUUGGGUUUAUGACAGGCUGUUCGUGUUCUAGCAAACAAACUCGUAUCUCAACUGAUUGAGCUUAAAAAUGUGGACGAUAUUGUAAACGAUUUGUUCUUGAACACGUAUCCCAGUAGAGUGUUAUAUGCAAAAUAUGUGACUCCAGGGUUUUGCUGUAUUGGGAUGUUUGUGUGCAGAAAGAAAGAAAAAAAAAAAACCUCACAUGAACACUCCGGUCUUAUUUCACAAUGAUAUGCUGUGCUGUUUUAUUUAUCCUUCGAUUUGUAUUCCAAACGGUGUCGUAAUCAGCAGGCUGGUUUGGGGAAAAUGUUACUAAGAUCGCAAUCGUGACAUGAUGUUUAUCCGUCAAUAUUCAGAUCUAGCUCGGGGUUGUUGUUUUUUUUAUUCCUCUAUACUCUUUUGGGGGGGAAGGGUUCCUCAAGGGUUCUUCUGGUGGUUAAUGACCUAGACCUUCAGAGUGCCAGGUGUGAAGGUGAAAGUGAAGGUGAAAUGUGCGGAGAAGGGCGGUGAACAUUUGAUUAACAAAGUGACCAAGACUGAUUACUGAAGUUAAUUCCUGACCAAGUAUAAGCAUUUUUUUUUUUUUUUACUUAUGUAGAAAUACCACUGGAUUUUAAUCCUUCAAACUACUUUUAUUGCUAAUCCAGCAUUAUUUACCGUCAUGUUCCUCCUCUAUUAGCGUCAAAUACGUCUGAAAUGCUGUAAAUGCAGAGCCAAUGAUGAGUACAGAAUGAUUCGAUUUUUUUCUGUCUUGUCGUCCCUUUUCAUGGGUUUCAUUUUGUAAGAUAUGUAACACUGAGUAAUAUUUAUGAUCAAUUUUGUAUUACUAAUAUGUUUCCUCUUUUUUUUUAUAUAUAUAUGUAUAAUUUUUACUGUCCAGUCCUUCCUUUAAACGAUGAGUCCUGCUUAGAGCGUAGCAGUUAGAAGGUAGAGGUUAACACUGUAAUUGGAUUAUAUUUGUAAAGAUGAGAAGUAUCAGGGUGUGUUUCAUAGUGUAUGUGUUUCUUUUUGUUUGUUUGUUUGUUUUUUUGAGUUGUAAAUGGAAUAUAGUGGUACAGAGCAGGAGAAUACAGGAAGUUGUAUUACAUAGAAGUGAUGUGUAUAAAUGGUGUAUUUUCAAGAGUUCAGAGAUCAGGACAGACGAUUUUCUCCCACAUUGCAUUUCUUAAAAAAGAAAAAAAAAAUGGCACUGGUUCUUCAGAAUAUAUUUCUACAUUUCAUUAUUGUUGUUUUGUUUCAUUCUGGGAUUUGAAAGUGAAUAGUUUGGGUGGAAGGGGUGAGAAUGGUAGCAUUACUAAGCUGAGAAGAGUAAAGUCGAAAGAGAGUGAGAGAGAAAUAUUUUGUUUAGAGGACAUUGAAGGGUUACUCUUACCUCUCUCUCCUUGCAUCUGUCUGUCCCUCAUCUCUCUCUCUCUCUCUCUCUCUCUCUCUCUCUCUCUCUCUCUCUCUCUCUCUCUCUGUACAUUAUGAAUCUGUAGGCUCUUCCCCUGUAUUUUUUAUCGAGUCCCAAUGAGUCGACGGUACCGUAUGUGUUUGUGUUUAAAAUCUUUGAGAGGAGUAUAAUAUAUUACGACUUGAAGAAUAAUUAUGUUGAUGACAGCAUAUUGUUAUCAAUGUAGAAGCAGUGUAUUGUCUUAAACGUUGCAAUUAAAGCUCAGUUGGACCAAGAAAUAAUGACUCUGUGGUGUUUCGUCUAAAACGUUUAUUACCUUUGUCUUUUAAUUGUUUGUGUGUGUGUCAUGUUGUAAUGUUCAAAGGAGCAGAUGAAAUAUAAACAGUCCGUAUAGCAUUUCACUGAGUGUUUUUUUAAUUUUAUUUUUUUUAUGAUUCUUGCAGCCAAAAAUGCAUGGUUUUGCUGUGGGGUUUUUUCAACUUACAGAGUUUUUGUACUUUUUUGCAAAAAAAACUACUUGAAUGGUGAAUUUGCAGUUGCACAAAAUAGUUUUGCACGGGCUUUCGUAGUGAUGAUUGUUGGUAAAUGACAUGUGGAUGUUAUUUUGACACGUACCACCUACCUAAACAUUGUUGCAGACCUAGUACACCCCUUCAUGGCAAUGGUAUUCCCUAAUUGCAGUGCCCUUUUUCAGCAGAAUAAUGCACCCUGUGACAGUGCAGACAUUGCUCAGGAAUGGUUUGAGGAACAUGACAAAGAGUUCACGGUGUUGACUUGGCCUCCAAAUUCCCCAAAUCUCAAUCUGAUCGAAGAUGUUCUGGACAAACAAGUCUGAUCCAUGGAGGCACAACCUCGCAACUUACAGGACUGUUGCUAAAGUCUUGGUGCCAGAUACCACAGCACACCUUCAGAGGACUUGUGGAGUCCAUGCCUCGACGGGUC